UUUUCUUAUAUGUUAUAUUUUGAAUUUUUCAAAACGUCUAUAAAUUAUUAGAAAUUUGAAGAUUCCCACUCUGAAAAUUUUGUGAUCAAUAGAUUAUUAGAAAUGUUUAUUCCGUGCAAGGCGCGGACCUUAUCCUAGUAUGUUAUUAUCUAAGAUAUUACAUCAACUAAGUGGUUAACACUUGCCACACCUCUGUCACUCGGUCCUUUUAGCAAUAUAAAUAUUUAUAGCAAUAUUGUAGAAGAAGAUCCACACUUAUUUCUUCGGCCGCAAUUCUUUUCAUUUUACUUCAUCGGUGGCCCAUAUGUAUAUAUACAUAUACUUACUUUUCAACCAUAUGUAUUAAUGCUGAAAUGCAAAGAUGAAUUAAUUCACUACACGGUUAUGAUUUACUCAGUGUACACAUAAACUUUGUAACGAGCUAGUAAACCUAGUUUAGAGUAAGACAGACUCUUCUAGAAUUGAGAAAUAAAAAACGAAUUUUAAUACUCAUCAACAAGAGAUUGGCAUUUUUUAACCAAUAUGUAUAUUAGUAUAUAUAGCUGAAUACUAGAUUUUUACCACUUGAAUAGUUAAGUGUGUGAAACUAGAAUUGGAAAUUGGCCGUAUUUUAUCAAAGUGUUGAGUUUCUUGACAAUGAAAGGGAAGAGAGAAGAGGGAUAUAUAAUUGAAUUUGAAAGAAGCCUCGAAUUUGGACUGUCUGCGUAUGCAUCCCCACUGUUGCAUGCAGACACAUUUUCACCAUACCUCCGCUUCUCUCAGUCUGAUGAUGUCAUAAUCUCAGACUUUUGUGAAAUAAUACCUAUUACUACAACUCGAAUUCUACAUGCAAUAAUAAAAGGGUUCAGACAAUUGGCUACCUUUUAUCUUUUAUUACUGUCCUCGAGCUAGUUUGAAAGUAUUUGAGUAACUGAAAAAGUUACCUGAUUACUUCUUGUCACUAAAUAGACUAUGUCAAAAGAGAGCGGUAGAUCAUUCGCAGCAUAUGAGUAGAUUAAAGAGCAGCAGUAUUUAAACGAGCAUUUGUUUAUCUUCAUGUAGAUGGGGCCCCACUGUACUUUCAGACAAAGGCUUUUAACAGAGGACUAGUGUCAUAUGGAUUCUCUUCCGUUUAGUUCCCAAAAUACCCUCCUUCUUUCUUUUAAGAGAUUCUCAAACCUCCAAAUUGUUACAUAACCCUAAUUUCCUUGUCCAUUUAGAAUCAGCAAAAACAAAAUCUUUUGUCACUAUAAAACCCUUUUUGUUUUGUUCGAAGUCAUCUUCUUAAUAUUAUUAAAAUUAUAUAUCAAAAAUGAUAUUCAACAAUUUUAGAAUUGUUUCCCUAAACUAAAACAUGCACUUGAAAGUUGCUUACACAACAAAAAGAACCCCCAAUUUUUCAAUCAGUUUUGUUGAGUUGGUGGACACAUUGGUCAAUUACUGCCAAGUGCCAACCAUCCAAACAAAACCAUUUACGGCAAAGUUUAAUGAAAUUUUAUUUUUGCCAAAAUAGGAAGGAAAAACACACAUGCAAAAACUAAAAGAAUAAAAGAAAUAACAAAAAAAAAAGAUAAAGAGUUGUCUACAAUAUUGGGCUAGAGCAGAGUAUUUAUAUCACCACCCACGAGCCUUUGCUUUUCCUUCACCACCUCUCCUAUAUCUGUUUUCUUCCCGGAGUCAUUCGUCUGAUCUCAUCAUCAACAACCACAACUACUCAAACAAACCUUUGAGAAAGAAAGAGAAAAAUAUAAUCUAAGAGAAGAAGCAUGACCUACUAAUAUUAGUAGUAUCUCUCCUCAGUGAAAAAAAUCAUAACUAUUUUGGAUGGUCAGAUCACACAAGCAAGAAGCACGCGUCUCUGCUACUUACAUCCAAUCAGUGAAGCCACAACGUCCUCCUUCCACCACCAUGACCACAACCACAGAUGGCACCAAGGGCGGCAAAACGCAGACGCAUAAGAAACAAGUGAGAAGACGACUCCACACAAGCCGUCCUUACCAAGAACGUCUCCUUAAUAUGGCCGAAGCUCGCCGUGAAAUCGUCACCGCCUUAAAACACCAUCGCGCUUCCAUGAGACACGCCGCCAAGAUUCCACCGCCUCCACCGUCUCAUCCGCCGCAGAAACUGUUUUCGCCACCGCCACCACCACCUCCUCCAGAUCCAUUUUCUUGGUUGAAUCCACAACUCAAUUCACUCCUCCCUAACCAACCUCUAGGGUUAAACCUAAAUUUCCACGACUUCAAUGACUUCAUCCAAACCACGUCAUCGUCUUCAUCAUCAUCCUCGUCUUCUUCAAGCUCAUCAUCAUCAUCCUCAGCAAUAACGAAUCCACAUAUCUACUCCACCCCUUCACCUCCCCUUUCCACCUUCUCCGCCACAGCUCCUCAACAACCGCCGAAGCAGCUGAUGGAAACGGAAAACAACGUGGAGACGUCAGCUUGGUGGUCAGAGCUCAUGAUGAAGACGGUGGAGACGGAGAUGAUGAAGUCGCAGACAGUCGAAGAUGACGUCUUCCCAAAGUUCAAUGACGUCAUGGAGUUUCCUUCUUGGUUGAAUCCUACGGAUGAAGAAUUGUUUCAUCCUUAUAAUCUCUCUACUCAUUACUCCUCCCCUCGCAAUCCUCCAUUGUCCUGUAUGGAGAUUAAAGAAAUUGAAGGCAUGGAUGGAGACGAUUGGCUUGCCUGGCUGAGCCACAAAGAUUGAUUACUGUGUUUUUUUUCAGACAUGUUGAAUCAACUCUUUGGUUCUUUUCUUAUUUAUUUGUUUUCUUUCUAAUUUUUUUUUUGGUUUGGAGACGUAAGAAUUUAAGAAUAACAACAUGCCUGCGGAGAGAAAUGUUCGGUUUGGCAAAAGUCACAAAUGAAUGAAAUUAAACUUCUCUUA
Messenger RNA from Brassica rapa (field mustard), 2862 nucleotides. Its product is annotated as ras guanine nucleotide exchange factor Y. The record is from RefSeq and is a predicted model, not a curated record. NCBI's taxonomy places the organism in Eukaryota, Viridiplantae, Streptophyta, Magnoliopsida, Brassicales, Brassicaceae.